CCGCUCUCCUGGGCGAGCUGUGGGCGUGGCAGGCGGCGUUAUUGGCCGCUUGGCGGCUAGGGGCGGAACCCGGCGGCAGUGGCCGCCCGGGGCUGGGGUCUGUCUCGGCGGCUGCAGCGGAAGUCUCGCGAGGGAGCGUAGCCGGGAUUUGGCGGCUGGCUGCCUCCCUCUCGCUGGCUGCGAGGAGCUGGUGUUUGUGUGGAAGGGGGAGGAGGAGGCGAAACGAGAGGAUCCCGAGCCUCACCAUCCGCCGAGGGGAGCGGACCAGAGUCCCCUCGCCACCCGCGGAGCUUUCUCUCCUCUUCGUCCCGCCAUGGCCUCGGGAGACACCUUGUACAUCGCCACGGACGGCUCGGAGAUGCCGGCCGAGAUCGUGGAGCUACAUGAGAUCGAGGUGGAGACCAUCCCAGUAGAGACCAUCGAGACCACCGUGGUUGGCGGUGAGGAGGACGAGGAAGAGGAGGACGAGGACGAGUGCUGUGAAGAGUGCGGCCCGCAUCACCCACCCCAUCACUACCACCACCACCAGCCCAUGAUCGCACUGCAGCCGUUGGUUUCGGACGGGGACCCUAGUGGGGCAGGCGGCGGCGCGGCUGGAGGCGGCGGGGGACAGCUCCAUCUGCACCACCACCACCAAGAGGUGAUUCUGGUGCAGACCCGCGAGGAGGUGGUAGGGGGAGACGACUCAGACGGACUGCGGGCUGACGAUGGCUUCGAGGACCAGAUCCUCAUCCCAGUGCCGGCCCCCGCCGGGGAGGACGAGUACAUUGAGCAGACCCUGGUUACUGUGGCCGCUGCCGGCAGCAAGAGCGGAGGCGGCGGCUCCUCUUCGGCCGGCGGAGGAGGUCGCGUUAAGAAGGGCGGCAGCGGCAAGAAGAGCAGCAAGAAGAGUUACCUGAGCGGGGGAGGCGGUGGUGGGGCCGAGGGCGGCGGCGGCAGGAAAUGGGAACAGAAGCAGGUGCAGAUCAAGACCCUGGAGGGGGAGUUCUCGGUCACCAUGUGGGCCUCAGAUGAUAAAAAAGAUAUUGACCAUGAAACAGUGGUGGAAGAGCAGAUCAUUGGAGAGAAUUCUCCUCCAGAUUACUCGGAGUACAUGACAGGGAAGAAACUUCCUCCUGGUGGGAUACCUGGCAUUGACCUCUCAGACCCCAAACAGCUGGCUGAAUUUGCUAGAAUGAAACCAAGAAAAAUUAAAGAAGAUGAUGCUCCACGAACGAUAGCUUGUCCUCACAAAGGCUGCACAAAAAUGUUCAGGGACAACUCUGCCAUGAGGAAGCAUCUGCACACUCAUGGCCCUCGGGUACACGUAUGUGCAGAAUGUGGCAAGGCCUUUGUGGAGAGCUCAAAACUAAAGCGACAUCAGCUAGUUCAUACUGGAGAGAAACCCUUUCAGUGUACAUUUGAAGGAUGUGGAAAGCGUUUUUCACUGGACUUCAAUUUACGCACACACGUGCGAAUUCAUACUGGCGACAGGCCCUAUGUUUGCCCAUUUGAUGGCUGCAAUAAGAAGUUUGCGCAAUCAACUAACCUGAAAUCUCACAUCUUAACACAUGCUAAGGCCAAAAACAACCAGUGAAAGUUGGAGGAGAAAAAUUCUUGAACUCAAAAGCAUCUUACAGGAAUAUGAAUUGGAAAUAAAUAUUGCCUCCCCUUUGUAUAUUGUUUCUAGGAAAGAAUUUUAAAAAGAACCCUACAAACCUAAAGGACGUGUUUUGAUAAGUAGUAAAUAAAAAGCAAAAAAAAAAAAACCCACAAAAAAAAAACUUUAAGGUGACGUUGCUAAGAUGCUCUACCUUGCUCUGUAAUCCCGUUUCAAGAACACGGUGUUUUGUAAAGUGCGGCCCUAACCGGAGGGGUCAGUUCAUGAACUUGCAUCCAAAAAAGACAAUUCUUUAUACAACAGUGCUAAAAUUGGACUUCUUUUCACGUUCUUAUAAAUAUGAAGCUCACCUGUUGCUUACAAUUUUUUUAAUUUUGUAUUUUCCAAGUGUGCAUAUUGUACACUUUUUGGGGAUAUGCGUGGUAAUGCUAUGUGUGAUUUUACUGGAGGUUGAUAACUUGGCUGGAGAUAGAUUUUCUUUAAAAGAAUGGGCAGUUACAUGCAUACUUCAAAAGUAUUUUCCUGUAAAAAAAAAAAAAGUUAUAUAGGUUUUGUUUGCUAUCUUAAUUUUGGUUGUAUUCUUUGAUGUUAACACAUUUUGUAUAAUUGUAUCGUAUAGCUGUAAUGAAAUCAUGUAGUAUCAAAUAUUAGAUGUGAUUUAAUAGUGUUAAUCAAUUUAAACCCAUUUUAGUCACUUUUUUUGGAGAAAUACUGCCAGAUGCUGAUGUUCAGUGUGAUUUCUUUGCCUGUUCAGUUACGGAAAGUGGUGCUCAGUUGUAGAAUGUAUUGUACAGGCAAUGACCGUUUAUUAAACACCUGAUAAUAUGUACAUCCCAUGUAUUAGAAAGGGCAACAAUAAAACAGUGGUCCUAAAGAAAGAAUAUGGCAGAAAAUGAUCUGUAAGGACAGUCUUAUUUUCUUGUGUUGUCCAGAGCAGUCCUAGUUCCUCCUGACCUCCCAGAAAUUGGAAGCUAAAUAAACUCAAGUUUCCUUUUGCAUUGCAUUCAAUUACAAUGAUUUGUGAUGAACUCACAUAAUACCACAUCAGAUGGUGCACCUAAACAGAAUUGCUGACUCUAGUUCUGGUUUUGAGUGAUUUAGACUUCUAGUAACUGGAAUGAUGAGUUUGGAAACUUGACAGCGUAGUGGGGAGUUUUCAGCGUGCCUGGACAACAACUAGGUAAAAAAGUAUAGUAAAUAACUAAAACGGGCACCUUUGUUUAGUCAAGGUAAGUGUUCUUGGAGGUUUAAAUGCCAUAGCAACAGAAGGUGAGGAAAUAGUAGGAUUUGAGUCCACCAAAUAUUUAACAAAGGAAAACCAAUCAAAAAUUGUCUUUUACUUUUGGCUGACUUGUUUAACAAUGAACAUUCUUGGAACAUUACGGGAAACUUUAUUUCACAACAGGAACUCUGAGUUUUCAGAAUUUGGACUUCUGGUGGUCUAGCUAAAAGUCAUUACUACUCAUUUGUUCAGGUGUUUCAAGUAGGAAACUUGCAGUAAAAGAUGACUGAUUAACACACAUAAGAAUAUGCACGGAAAACCACAAGUAUGAUUUGGAGGGAUGUGACAUUUUAUUGGAGUAAAAGCUUGUUAACCUUUUUCCAAAUUCCGUUCUUGCAAGGUUCAUCAAAUCUUUCAUUGCUAAUACUGUAAAACUUAACGAGUCCACAUUUGGUUUCAGUGGAGAAAAAAAAACCAAAACCUGGAUAGCAACAAAGCUACUCUUAAACCCAAGGGAAUUUUCAUCCAUAUAUGAGUUAAUCUGAACACUGCAGAUGUAGUCUGGGGGUAGCAGGGGUAGAAAGAUGGGGCGUUUAAUUGUAAAGUAUGUAUUAGAAUUUUGGCAGAUUGUUUUUUUUUUUUUUGUUUUGGGUUUUUUUUAUAUAUAUAAGCAGUUCUUGAACAGGACAAUAUACUGAAAAUUGUAUAGUUAAAUUAAAUUCUGUAUACAGCUAAAUUAGUGACUGUUCUUUUCAAAGGAAAUAAAAUGAGUUCAGUCUAGUUCUAA
Pogoniulus pusillus (Red-fronted tinkerbird) is the source of this 3609-nucleotide messenger RNA. It is a transcript of the gene YY1, whose product is annotated as YY1 transcription factor. Lineage: Eukaryota; Metazoa; Chordata; Aves; Piciformes; Lybiidae. The record is from RefSeq and is a predicted model, not a curated record. The transcript has 5 exons. Gene Ontology annotation, cellular component: transcription regulator complex; PcG protein complex; chromatin. Gene Ontology annotation, biological process: regulation of transcription by RNA polymerase II. Gene Ontology annotation, molecular function: DNA-binding transcription factor activity, RNA polymerase II-specific; RNA polymerase II cis-regulatory region sequence-specific DNA binding. Bases 314 to 1576 code for a protein of 420 amino acids.